AUGGCCAAGAGGAGCGAGAAGAGCUGGAAGGACAGCUUCGCCUUGAAGAACCGUUUGGUGAAGGAAGCCCUCUCAGAGUUCCUGGGGACCUUCGUUAUGAUAACCCUGGGAUGCGGCUGUGUGGCCCAGUCGGUACUGAGCGGAGGAGCGUUGGGAGGGGCACAGGCGAUCUCCGUGGGCUUCGCCAUGGCCGUCACCAUCGCCAUCUACGUCGCAGGAGGCGUUUCCGGUGGCCACAUCAACCCAGCCGUUUCCUUUGCCAUGUGCAUAACAGGGAAGAUGCCCUGGGCCAAGUUACCCAUCUACAUAUUCAUGCAGUUUCUUGGAGCGUUCUUCGGAGCUGCCACCGUCUAUGGGGUCAACUAUGAUGCACUGAUGGCCUACACCGGGGGGAAUUUCACCGUCACGGGGCCAACUCGCACCGCCCAUGUCUUUGCAACGUACCCAGAGGAAUACCUGUCAGUGACCAAUGGAUUUGCCGAUCAGGUGAUCUCGACCGCAUUUCUCCUCCUGGGCGUCUUUGCGAUCUUUGAUGCAGGCAACCUGGGCGUCCCAAAGGGGCUGGAACCCAUCGCCGUGGGGCUGCUGAUCAUCUUGCUGACCUCUUCCAUGGCCAUGAACAGCGGCUGCGCCAUGAACCCGGCCAGGGACCUCAGCCCGCGCCUCUUCACAUUCCUGGCCGGAUGGGGGCCAGAGGUCUUCACGGCUGGCAACCACUGGUGGUGGGUCCCGAUCCUGGGCCCCAUGGUCGGGGCCGGUUUUGGGGCCGCUGUCUACAUGCUGUUUAUCGAACUGCACCACACUCACCCUCCACCACCUCAGAGCAACGCUACCCGCGACAAAUAUGAACUCACCAGCAUGUAG
Euleptes europaea (tarantolino) is the source of this 864-nucleotide messenger RNA. RefSeq names its product aquaporin 9 (gene AQP9). Gene Ontology annotation, biological process: water transport; glycerol transmembrane transport. The record is from RefSeq and is a predicted model, not a curated record. Gene Ontology annotation, cellular component: basolateral plasma membrane; plasma membrane. The transcript has 6 exons. NCBI's taxonomy places the organism in Eukaryota, Metazoa, Chordata, Lepidosauria, Squamata, Sphaerodactylidae. Gene Ontology annotation, molecular function: urea transmembrane transporter activity; glycerol channel activity; water channel activity. Bases 1 to 864 code for a protein of 287 amino acids.